GUUUUCGACUUUGAGGGCGGGGCAUAGCGCUCAGCUUAGACGCCUUUCCUGUACACAUUAAUAUUUUCUGUUUUGGUCCCUUUGAUGUAAAAAAAUAUGACUGAAUUAUUGCUGAAGAUUAAAAACAGCGUGCCCGCCAAAAAGAAGACGACUUUGACUCAGCGCGACUUGCAGCGUUGGGGUUUAAAAGGGAUCCAGCUGAGGACCUACCAGCUGCAUGGCGUCCAGUGGCUGACUCAGUGCCUGAAAAACCAGCAGGGAUGCAUCCUGGGAGAUGAGAUGGGCUUGGGGAAAACUUGUCAGACCAUCAGCCUGUUGGUGUACAUGUCAGGCGCUCUUGAUGUCAAAGGUCCAUUUUUAAUUCUUAGCCCACUCUCCGUCAUGGAGAAUUGGAGGAGUGAGUUGGAACGUUUUGCACCAUCUUUGACUGUGCUAUGCUACAAGGGAGACAAAGAGAGACGGAUUGAGAUUCAAGGGGACGCGCAAGACUUUCACGUUCUGCUCACUACAUACGAGCUCUGCCUCAAAGAUGCUUCCUUCCUGAGACGCUGGAAGUGGAAGGUUCUGGUCAUAGACGAGGCUCACCGGCUCAAGAACCAGAACUCUCUGCUCCGGAAGACCCUGACGGAGUUCUCAGUGGGUUUCCGGGUUCUACUGACCGGCACGCCUAUCCAGAACAACCUGCAGGAGCUCUACUCCCUGCUGAGUUUCAUCCAGCCCGCCAUCUUCUCGGAGGACGACGUCGACGGGUUUGCCCGCUCUUACGCCGAUGUGCGGAAUCGACCUGCGCUCGCCGCCGAGCUCCAGAGCAUCCUGGAGCCCUUCUUGCUCCGCCGGGUCAAGUCGGAGGUGGCGGUGGAUCUGCCCAAGAAGACGGAAGUGGUGGUCUACCACGGCAUGUCUGCGCUGCAGAAGAAAUACUACAAAGCCCUCCUCAUGAAAGAUGUCGAGGCUUUUGGUAGCGACCAAAGCAACAAGACCCGUUUGCUGAACAUCCUGAUUCAGUUGAGGAAGUGCGUGGACCAUCCGUAUCUGUUUGACGGAGUGGAGCCUGAGCCGUUUGAGAUGGGGGAACAUCUGGUGGAAGCCAGCGGCAAACUCUGCCUUCUUGACAGCAUGCUGGCCUACCUGCAGCAAGGCGGCCAUCGAGUUCUACUCUUCUCCCAGAUGACCAGGGUGCUGGACAUUGUUCAGGACUACUUGGAGUACAGAGGUUUCAGCUACGAGCGCCUGGACGGCUCGGUUCGUGGCGAAGAACGCAAUCUUGCUGUGAAGAACUUCAGCAGCAAAGAUGUUUUUGUCUUCCUGCUUAGCACCAAAGCAGGAGGCGUCGGCCUGAACCUCACGGCCGCCGACACGGUCAUUUUCAUGGACAGCGACUUCAACCCUCAAAACGACCUGCAGGCAGCCGCACGCUGUCACCGCAUUGGCCAGAGCAGGCCGGUGAAGGUGAUCCGCCUGCUGGCCAGAGACACGGUUGAGGAGAUCAUGUACUCGCGUGCCGUCUCCAAGCUGGAGCUCACCAACACGGUGAUCGAAGAGGGACGCUUCUCGCUGCUGGAGCGCGCCCAGUCGGCGGCGGCCGGACUGCAUCUCAGUGAGAUCUUGAAGUUUGGCGUGGACAAGUUGCUGUCUUCGGACGAGAGCUCGGUCCAGGACGUGAAACUGGAGAAGAUCCUCGGCGCCUCACGCGACGGCCGCUGGACAUCUGAUCAAGAUGAUGUCGGCGAAGCGCCUUCCCCCUUGCGAGACGAUGAAGACAGCGACUCGGAAUCGGACAGGCAGAACCACAUGUACUACUUUGAGGGAAAGGACUACAGCAAGGACCCCAGCUCGGAAGACCAGAGAAGCUUCGAGCGCCUGCUGGAGCAACAGCUCGCCGAGUUGCCGAAAGCUGGCGGGGAAGGACGAAGUCUACGGAACAAAACCGACGUGUCGUCGGCGACGGGGCUCAUCUUCCCGACCAGGAAGCGGCGUCCUCUCACGGAGGCGGAGCUGGAACUGCGCCGACAGAAGCGCCAGGAGGCGGCGGCCAAGCGGGCCAAAUAUGAGGCAGAGGCUAAGAAGAAGCAGGAGGAGCAGAAGUACAAGAAAAAGAUGGCGUGGUGGGCGUCCCAAGGCUACACAUCCCGCUGCCUGAAAUCUGCGGACAGCGAGGAAGACGAGGAAGAGGAGGAGGACGGCAGCAGCGUGAGCUCGGCCGACUCAGAUAGCGGCGCCAUCAGCUACGUCCUGGGAGACGUCACGCAUCCUCACACCGCGCGUGGGGACGCCGUCAUCGUCCACUGUGUGGAUGACUCGGGCUGGUGGGGGAAGGGAGGCUUGUUCACCGCGCUGGAGGUGCGGUCGGAUGAACCACGGCGGCAGUACGAGCUGGCAGGAGAGAUGAAAGACUUGGAUGUCGGAAACGUGCUGUUUUUUCCCAUCGAUGACAAACAGUCCCGAUUGGACGGGAACGAUCACCUGGCCCUCAUCGUCGCGCAGCAGCGAGACAAAGCCAACAAGUUGUCCGGAAUCUUUCUGACGGCACUCGACCAAGGCCUGAGGAAGAUUCACGCCGCCGCUAAACGGCACAAAGCGAGCGUGCACCUGCCUCGCAUCGGCCACGCCACCAAGGGCUUCAACUGGUACGGCACUGAGCGUCUGAUCAGAAAACAUCUGGCUUCCAGAGGCAUCCCCACUUUCAUAUACUAUCACAAUCGCGGUGGCAAAAACAAAUCCACCGCCACCACCUCUUCGGCGCAAGCGAGCAGCUCGGCCGCCGCGGAUGCACAGGAGACAGGCCCAUCCUCCCCACGGACUUCCUCGGAGCUGCCAUGUUUCAUGAAAGGCAUCCGUGUGUUUUUCUACAACCUGACGGCAACGGACAGGAAGAGGCUGGCCCGCUACCUCGUCACUUAUGACGGCGAUGAAGAUGAGGUGAUGAGCGGCGAAGUCACGCACAUAGUCGCCGAAGUGGAGCACGAGGUCCACGCUCAGCAGGAGCUGCGGGAAUUGACGCACCGCUACCAUCGGGCCGUGCUGGUUGGCAAGGCCUGGCUGGAAGCUUGCUUUUCCCAACAGAAACAAGUCCGCAGCGCAGACUUCAUACUCGCCCUCACAUAACACUUCAGGUUUAAUUGUCUUAGCUCUGUGUGAGAACAAUAAAAGCAAUGAUCACUU
Messenger RNA from Syngnathus acus (greater pipefish), 3162 nucleotides. RefSeq names its product chromodomain helicase DNA binding protein 1-like (gene chd1l). Gene Ontology annotation, molecular function: ATP-dependent chromatin remodeler activity; ATP binding; DNA helicase activity. Gene Ontology annotation, biological process: DNA repair; chromatin remodeling. NCBI's taxonomy places the organism in Eukaryota, Metazoa, Chordata, Actinopteri, Syngnathiformes, Syngnathidae. The coding region runs from base 97 to 3105 and encodes 1002 amino acids. Gene Ontology annotation, cellular component: nucleus. The record is from RefSeq and is a predicted model, not a curated record. The transcript is spliced from 25 exons.